Messenger RNA from Rhinopithecus roxellana (golden snub-nosed monkey), 945 nucleotides. RefSeq names its product glutamate rich 4 (gene ERICH4). Bases 9 to 401 code for a protein of 130 amino acids. The record is from RefSeq and is a predicted model, not a curated record. The transcript has 2 exons. Lineage: Eukaryota; Metazoa; Chordata; Mammalia; Primates; Cercopithecidae.
CAGAGACCAUGGAGCUGUGGAGGCGGCUGGGUCAGGCUGGACUGGUGCCUCCGGAGCUGGGCCCACCCCCCCAGGCCCUGAGGGAGGUCCCCCCAGUGGAAAUCCCUGGUCAGACUCUAAGGACUGCAGGGGCAGACACUGGAGGUGCCUGGAAUAGUCUGCUGUGGAUCAGGGAGGAGCUGGAGAACCUGCGCCGAGUUGAUGUCCAGCUGCUGGGACAGCUGUGCAGCCUGGGGCUGGAGAUGGGGGUGCUGCAGGAGGAACUGGUCACCAUAUUGGAGGAGGAGGAGGAGAGCAGCGAGGAAGAGGAGGAGGAUCAAGAGCCCCAGUGGAAGCAGAAGGAGGAACACCUGGAGGCCUUCCCAGCCCCACACCCCCCUGACUUUGAGAUGAUGAUCUGAGGCUCUGCCAGUGCAUUUAGGUUGACAUACAAAUUAGAUGCAAAUGUAUGCAAAGGGGAGGGAAGAUUUGCAGGUCAAAUCAGAUGUGGAAUCAAGUUUACCCCUUUAGUAAGUGCUUUCUCUGAAGAUGCCUGCAAUGAGAUUUAGACAUUGGCCUGUGAGCUACGGGUGUGUUGGCAGAUGACAUGAGGAUGUGUUUGGAGGUGAUGUGGGAGGUUGUAGAGAAGUUGCAGGUGCUUUUGCGGAUGAGCCUCAGCUGUGCUGCUGAGAUGGGGUCUCUGCAAAUAUGAUGGUGAUGCAUACAGAUGGGAUUUCAGAUCAACGCUGUCCAGUAUGGUAGAUGGACAGCGGACACACACAGCUAUUUAGCGCUUGAAACAUGGGGAGUCCAAAUUGAGAUGUGCUGUGAGUGUAAAAUACACACCAAAUAUUAAAGGCUUAGUAUGAUGAAAAUAACACAAGACAUCUCAAUCAUGUUUAGAUUAUUUGUUGAAAUAAUAAUAUUUUGAUCAUAUCAGUAGUAGUAAAAAUAUUACUAAAAUUA